Messenger RNA from Drosophila guanche, 3852 nucleotides. It is a transcript of the gene p130CAS, whose product is annotated as breast cancer anti-estrogen resistance protein 1. NCBI's taxonomy places the organism in Eukaryota, Metazoa, Arthropoda, Insecta, Diptera, Drosophilidae. The transcript has 4 exons. Gene Ontology annotation, molecular function: protein binding. Gene Ontology annotation, cellular component: cytoplasm; plasma membrane. Gene Ontology annotation, biological process: cell surface receptor protein tyrosine kinase signaling pathway; cell migration. The coding region runs from base 525 to 2924 and encodes 799 amino acids. The record is from RefSeq and is a predicted model, not a curated record.
CGCCACAGUCUGCGGAGUCGCCUGCUGCGGUGCGGUACACACACAUUCGAAGUGCGAAGUGCAAGCAAAAGAUACGACUACGACUAAGAGUACGAGUUCCAGAUACAAGAUACGAGUCGUGACAAACAGAAAGAAACUAUAAGAGAAAUAAACAGCAAAUAUUUUUUGUUUUUGCUACGUUUGUGGUUUUGGCAGCGGCUUUUGUUUUUCGAUUUCGGUAUCGGAGUUUGAGUUUUUUUUCGGCUUGCCCCGCGGCUAAACUUGAAAUCGCAAAAAGCUGAUUCGGCAUUAAAGAAAGAUACAAGAUACAUAUGCAGAUGUGUGAGCAUUGCAGAUAAAGAUUAAAAACCCAAAGUGAAGUGUGCGACUACGCGGUGAACCGUCUCACAGCGGCGAGAUACUUUAUUUAUAUUGUCCUGGAUUAAAUAUAUCUAAAUCUAUCUCGAUGUUGUGCCAGCUUUAAGCUCUGACAAAAUCCUCUCUAGAGAUACUCACUCGAACUGCCAUUGAAAUCCGCUGCUAAAAUGCUGGAUAAACAGAGUUCCGUCUCGAUGUCCGGCUCCUGCUGCAGCUCGAAUGCAACGAACGCGGACCUGGACUACGAUGUGCCCGUCUCGCGGCGCAUCCACAUCAAAUCGAAACUUUAUGCCAAGGCCAUAUAUGAUAAUUAUGCAGACAGCCCCGACGAGCUGCCCUUCAAGAAGGGGGACAUCCUCACCGUCAUCGAACAGGACACGGAGGGCAUCCAGGGAUGGUGGCUCUGUGCGCUAAAGAACCGACAGGGUCUAUGCCCCGGCAACCGGUUACGCAUUUUGAACUCGUACGAUUCGGGCUGCUUCUCGCCAUCGCCGGCCAGCUCCCCGAUACCCUCGCUGGCAGCCAGCACCGCGACGCUAAACAGCUCCAUCUGCUCCGCGGAGAUCUAUGAGAAUGGGUCCAUCAUCAGUGCAGCUUCAUCGUCAGGUGGUGGGGUGACAAAUGGCCAAGGAACGACGAAUGGCCAGGAAUCGUCAACUGCCACGCAGGGACGUGGCGCGAGACGAUCGUGGCAUGUAUCACCGAACAAGGUAAUUACACCACAGAGACACGGUGAUGUCUACAUCUACAACUGCUCGCCUACGUCGUUGCCUGGAGCGGGCACAGGAGUUCGCACCUCACAGCAGCAGAUCUACAGCAACCAAAGCAUCUACCAGAACCUCUCCAUGAUGGCAGCAGCCCAGCAGCAGAAUCAGAACGGGAGCGGCAGUGGCAGCGAGUUCGAGACCUACGACAUACCCAAGCCUGCCACGCCCGUGCUGCUGAACUACGACAGCCCCAAGGGCGGACACCCGAGGACACCCACGUCCAUCUCCGGACUGGGAGCGCGCUUCGAGUCACUGAAAAGUGUGGUCGCCUCCAUUGAGGAGGAGUCGUACGAUGUGCCGCGACCGCUCAUCAGCAGCGGCCUGCUGCAGCAACAGAUGACGCCGAGCAGUUCGGCCUCCUCCCUGCUAACCAGCGACAGUCUGUCCCUCAGUUUCUCCAGCUCGAACCGCUCAUCGCUGGCCAACAUGCCCGACUACGAUAUCCCGCGCCGCAAUCCGCUGCCCGUGCGCCGCACACCCCUUCAGCCGAGCGGCCUGACCUACGACUUCCCUCUGCCGCCGCUGCAGGAGCAGGAGCAGCGCCUGACCAGCGCCCAGAGCAGCGGCAACAGCAGUCCGGCCGUCGUCAAGGAGCUGCCCUUGGAGCUGAGCUCCGCUCUAGAGACGCUGGCCAAGCUGCAGUCCCAGACCACGUCGGCCAUCACGCGUCUGCUUAGCUUCGUGGUGCCCAAUUGGCGCAUCCGCAGCCAGCUGGAACCGGCCAUAAUGGAGCUAAAGCUAGCGGCACUUCGCCUACGCACAGCCCUGCAUGAUCUGGCCGAAUUCGGAGAGGGAGCUCUGGGCAAUGCCACGCGCUCGGAGGAUCGCAAUCUGGCGUUGAAGCUGCGGCCGCUGGUCCGGGCCCUGCGGGAUGCCAACAAGCUGAUACACGACUCCAGUGAGGCCCUGGAUGCCCAGGGCGGAUGGUCCUUGGAUGUGCUGGCGCGGAGUGACGAGAAGCAUGGUUGCCGGCCGCCAGAUUCGCUUGAUCAGCUGAUGGCCUGCGCCCAGACCCUCACCGAGGACGUACGCUCCACCACCAGCUUCAUUCAGGGCAAUGCCUCGCUGCUCUUCAAGCGUCUGCUGCCCGCGGAACAGAACGGAGGAAGCGGAGGCAUUCCUGCAUCCAGCGAUGGCUGCAGCCGAGGCAGCGCCGAGUGGCUGGAGGACUACGAUUACGUGGCCUUCGAGUCCAAGGAUGCAGCGGCCAAGAAGAACCAAUCGCUGCGCGAGGCCAUUCCCGUUGGCCUGAAGACGCAGUUCGACACGGUGAUCCGCACUGCCGAGAGCACGGCCAUGGGAACGACGGGAGGAGUGAGUUCAGUGCCAACCACACCGACAGCGGCCACGCCCUGCAAGUCGCCAGAGAUGACAGACAAGGACAAGAAGCUGGUGCGCUACUAUGCCCAGCAGAUUUCCACGCACAUGGGCAAUCUGAUGCAGGCGAUCGACUCGUUCCUGGAGACUGUGGAGAAGAACCAGCCGCCCAAGUUCUUCAUUGCCUACGGCAAGUUCGUGGUGGUCAGUGCCCACAAUCUGGUUACCAUCGGCGACAACGUGCACCGCAAUAUUUCGAAGGAGGCGCUGCGCGAGAAGAUCCUACACUGCACCAAUGGCCUCUCCGAUGCCCUGAAGACGUGUGUUCUCAAGUCGAAGAAGGCGGCGGCCCACUUCCCCAGCGGCAGCGCAGUGCAGGAGAUGGUCGACUCGGUGGUGCACAUCAAUAGUUUGGCCAGGGAACUCAAGACGGUCAUGCUGCAGGCGGUGCAUCUGUCAACGGCCGCCGGAGUGGGAGCCUGAACAACAGGAUUGUCCCGCCAUCACGGCACAGUAUUACGAACUGGUGCAGCUUCACCCUGCCCGCUAAGGUCACAGAAUCAGUGUCUAGCGUUUGCGUAGACUUGCCCAGAGUCUUCCAGCCUGACAGCGCAAUGUUCCUUAACGCUUCGUUCCCCCUGCACAUCCAUCCAGAUGUACAUCUGAAAUUGGCAUAUCCACCCACAGCAGACAGAGGCGUCUGUCGCUUUUAUUUUGCAUUGUGAUAUUUUUGAGCAAAACAUCUGAAAAUGCACAGCACCCCCAGGAGUAGCAGCAGCAACAGCAGCAGCAUCAACCCUACGAUCGCACGAUCUCUCCGCAUAAAGUCGAUAAAAACUGCAAACUACGAUCCCAUUUUAGAUCCCCAUCGGAAAGUCAGUCGCUUCCUGUGUACAUAAUGUUUCGCCCAUUUAAGCUUAAGACUUUUGUAAAUGUCCAUCUUCCUAGCCCUAGCCCUAGCCGUAGCCCUAGGUGUAGCCGUUGCCCUAGAGCACGUCAUCCUCCCAGCAUCAGACCCGCUCAUAACCCCACGCCAUGCGCACAAACAAUGUUGUAUCAGUGAAGCAUUUCAGCGUAGAAUACUAUUAAUAUAAUAUACCGUAGGGAUAGUCGUAACCAUAUUAUAUACAUACAUACAGCAGCUAGGCAUGUAGGCAUAUACAAGAAAAAAGUACAUACAUAGUCAAAAUCUGAAAGAUUUACAUUCAUUUACAACAUUUUGCAUUUGCGCCAUGGCAGUUUAGUCAUCAAUAUACAAAAAAUAUACACAUUAGCAUUAACUAUCAUUUAAACUGUAUGAGAAAAUGUAACAAAUAUGAAUAAUAGCAUAUGGUAAGAGUGGAACGAGGGACGGUGUCCGGUCCAAGCUUAAACUAUGCAAAGGGAAUAUAAUAAUAUUAAAACAUAAAAA